Molecule: messenger RNA, 1464 nt
Organism: Periconia digitata
Lineage: Eukaryota; Fungi; Ascomycota; Dothideomycetes; Pleosporales; Periconiaceae
Source: the annotation of a GenBank genome assembly
UUCAUGUAUGUAUAUAUUCUAUUUAAAUAAAACAUAUACAAAGCACAUGAAAUCGUAUGGACGCCAACUAUGACGGUUGAUGGGAAUGUAUUGCUUGCUACGGUAGUUGACGUACAUAUGAAUGCGAUGACAGGCAGAACAGAUCGCAUUUCUGGUAAGGGAUGGCAGGUUUCGUGUGGAUUGGAUCGAUUAUUAUCCGCCCUUAGACGAUAUAUACAGUGUCUGAAAAUGAAUAUCUAUAGAAGUCACAUUUACACUCAUGUAUGUAGCUGAGGACGGAUGGAUGAUGCAGGGGAGCAUUUGAGGCUGGUGAGCUGAAUAAGCAAGUUCCGUGGACGCUGAUUGGACAGAACUCACCAACCAGCGGCCCAAGAGAAUAGAAUGAUGGAGACGGCGUCGAGAGGCAUCAAACAAACAUCAAUCUCACACACCUACGCCAUCCCCCAGCCCAUACACACCUCUUCGACUCACCCCCUCCGUACACCCGCAACUUUAAUCGGAUCCGCCACCAUGGAUACUUUUCAGAAUUUCGGAAAGAACAUCUCUGCGUCCUUUACGCCUUUCGCUGCUCGCACCCAGCAGCUGGUCAAGGAGACGCUGGGCCAGGCCGAAGACAAGACUCAACUCCCGCCCGACUACAUCGAGCUCGAGAAGCGCGUCGAUGCCUUGAAGAAAGUCCACAACACUAUGCUCCAGGUCACCUCCCAAUACUCCAACGAGGCCUACGACUACCCCACAAACAUCCGCGAGUCCUUCAAUGACCUGGGCCACACCAUCGGCGAAAAGGUCCAGCUUCUCUCCUCCGCUACCUCCCCGGCCGAAGCCCAGGCUGCCCUGACCGCACCCCCCUCAGCGAAGCCCCAGCCCAAGACCUUUAGCCAUGCCGUUGCCCGUGCCGCCCUCAACAGCUCACACACCCUCUCCGGCGAGCACGCUGGUGCCGGCGAGGAUCCCCUGGCCACCGCCCUCGAGAAGUACGCCCUCGCCAGCGAGAAGCUAGGAGAGGCCAGGCUUGCCCAAGAUGCCGCCAUUCAGAGCAGGUUCCUGGCUGGCUGGAGCACUACACUCAACACCAACAUCAUGUUCGCUACCCGCGCCCGCAAGGCCGUUGAGAACUCGAGACUGAACUUGGAUGCCACAAAAGCAAACGCAAAGGGUGGCGCCUUCAAGCUCCCCGGCCAACCCGCCGGUCGCAAGGACGGCAUGGAGGAGGAACUUACCGAGGAGGCUCGAUCCAAGAUUGAGCAGGCCGAGGAUGAGUUCGUAGGCCAGACUGAGGAGGCUGUCGGUGUCAUGAAGAACGUCCUCGAUACUCCCGAGCCGCUCCGCAACCUCGCCGAGCUCAUCUCCGCACAGCUCGAGUACCACAAGAAAGCCUACGAGAUUCUCUCUGAGCUUGCCCCCGUUGUGGACCAACUCCAAGUUGAGCAAGAGGUGCGUCGCCACGACUCGUCUGGUUUCUGA